UUUAUAUUUUAUACAUCAGGGAAUUGUGUCAAAUAAUUCGGGCAACUUUUAUCAAUCGUCAGCCAGUUUCUGCGAAAAUGAGGGUCUACCUGUAUCAGAUGCGCCCGGUGCUGUUCCUCUUCUACAUCGUGGAGACCGCGGCCAACAUGGUUCUGAUCCACUUCUACCUGAAGACCUUCGUGUUCGUCAACUUGGCCCUGAUGGGCUGGGUCGACCUCUUGACCCAAUACAUGUAUAUGGUUUGCUUUUACAUUUUCACGGUGCUGACGACCUUUGCCAGCAUAAAUCUGUGCACCGGCAACCACUGCUCGAUUGUUCAGGAGGUGGUGCGUCCACUGCUCGGUUUCCUAACCUACACGAUCUGCUCCUUGAUGGUCCUCGGCGAUGCCAAGUCGGACAUCUAUGUUCUGUACUCCGAUGCCAAACCGGGUGAUCUACUGAGGCCGGAGAAGCCAAUGCAUCCGUAUUUCGAUAAUAUUAGGAUCCAGGCAACGAUCUCCUUGGUGACCAGUGUGAUUUUCCUGCUGCACUGCCUCAUCGCCUUGGAUGUGCUGCUCUCCAACGAGGACUCGGACGAUGAACACUCCUCGGAGAACUCCAAGCCCUCGGAUCCCUCUGAUGAUAUUGUCGACGAGCUGGACUACGUCCCGGUGCGGCUCUACGUGCUGGGAGGAGUGGUGCAACGCUGGCUUGAGCAGUACCAGUGGUUCCAGGACUUUACCCGCAAUGGGGUCUCAUAUAUCUGAUUUAUUCUUAAGCUGCAAAUUUCGUAAAGCUUGGAAAUAAAAGGUUCAACAAUGUGUA
Molecule: messenger RNA, 804 nt
Organism: Drosophila biarmipes
Lineage: Eukaryota; Metazoa; Arthropoda; Insecta; Diptera; Drosophilidae
Exons: 1
Coding region: 78-746 (222 amino acids)
Source: RefSeq, a predicted model, not a curated record